AGAUAUAAGUUAUCCCCUAUAACUAGUCGGAUAACCAUGCUGUGUGGAUAUGGGCUACCCAUAAUCUCCACACUAAUCACUGUCAUAGCAAUGGCAGUUUUUAACUAGCAGUGCUAGGUUUUGCAUCGAGUCAUGGAGAUAACACAACUAGUGCCUCAUAUCGUGAAGGUCUGAACAGGUGGUAUACAAAAUCUAUUAUACAACGAUUUCAAGGGAACUUCCUGUUACGAACCUCCAUCAUGGUCUCAGUUAACACAAUGCUUUGGCAAAUCCACACUGGAUAAAUGUGCUACAGAUACAAUACAGAGAAAUGGAAUUAGCGAUUGCGAAGAUGAAAGAGGAUCAGGCAGAAGAGGCAGGGUUUGAGGCAAGGGCAGCAGGAGGAAGAAGAGAGCCAAGGCAGCCUUAUCUAUUCUAUGCCUUCUCCAGUUCACCAAACCAAUUGCUGUCCCGAUGCAGCCGAUCGGCUAGGACGCCACAGCCCAACCAGAACUUCAGGCCCAGCCCAGUACAUAUAUAACAUCCCCACACCCCACCUGCCCCGUUGUGCAGAGAAGCAACAAAUUUGCUUACCGUCCCUCAUCUUUACGUCGAGUUCAAUUGACGUCCCUAAACUGUAAAACCAAAAAUCUGCAUCUCUCAUCUUGGUAAAACCAUCCAAGUUAGGUCUUAGUAGUACGAACCCUUAGUUCCACUGAUGUGGCAUCCUAGUCAGCAAAAAGAAAAUAAAAAAAUACGUGAGAGCCACAUCUAAGUGAGCAAAAAAUGUGGGGUCCACAUGUCAGCACCCACUUCUUUCUCUUCUGAUUUUGCUACCAUGCACGCCAUGCCUUGCGCCACCCAUUGCAGCACCAUCUAAGCUCAAGCUCCCCAAGAUUCCGUGCAAGGGAGGUGCCCAAUGAGCCCCUCCGAGCUCGAGCUCGCCGGCAUUCGUGCAAGGAAGCAGGAGACAGGAGAGGGAUAGGGAGGCAGUCGGAGAGCCCCUUUGAGCUCGAGCUUGCCCGACACCAAUGCGAGGAAAGUAGAGGCAAGAGAGUGAGGGAGUGGUCGAUGAUGAGCCCCUCCGAGCUCGAGCUCGCCCGACCUUCAUGCGGGGGAGGCAGAGACAAUCGGAGAGGAUGGGGCCACGACUGUAUGUGAGCGGCGCCGGAUCCCUCAUCUGAGGUGGAAGCUGGAGAAGCAGGUGGUGAUGCGCCGGCUCCACGGGAGCUUCUCAUGCAACGACUCAUGAUCGCUAGCUUCAGUGAUGGUCGCCUUCCACCAGCACGAGCUCCCCAUCCACGCAUAGAUGCAGUAACUACCUUACCACCAGCAAGGUGGGCCUAGGACAUGGUAGCGUGAACGCGGUGGCCUACCCACCGCCAGUGAAUUGGUUAGACUCUUGUCACGGCCAGUGGAGCAACAAGGCAAGGAGAUGCCACCGCCCAUCCCCUUGCCGACGUUGGCCACCACCCCUCCCCCAGCGAUGCCGGCCCUCUGCUGCCCUGGACAAAAUGGAGAAAGAAGGGAGAGGUGGAGAGAGAUUGGAAUAAUAAAGAGAGAGCAUGGGAGGUAGAAGAAAGCCCCUGAUAUGUGGGCCUUAUUUUUUUUCCUAACUAGGGUGCCACAGCAGCUGAAAUAGGCAUCCAUACCACUGAUGGACCUGACUUAAACAGGUUUGCUAUGAAUGGUGCGGGGAUAAAGAUUUCUAGUAUUGUGGUAUAUAAGGAUGUUAAUUAUACUCGACGUAAAGAUAAGGGAUGCUUAGUGAACUUAUUCCUGUAGAUAAUGGCAACCCUAACAGGCAGAUGACAACAUUGUAAUGUUGGUAGGACUGUUGCAUCACAAGCACACCAUCCAUUUCGGACAUAACAAUCCCAGGAUCACAAGCUAUGGCAAGUGUAGGGUAUUGAAGCAACUCGCACCUCCACCUCUCCAAAAGGAUAAUGAAGCAAUUGAAUCUCAAGUGUUGGGUCUCCGGGAUUUCACAGUUCGUUUCUAGGGAGUGUUGGCCUAUCUUGCUAGAAUUUGGCAAGCUAGAAAAUCCUAUAAUCCCAUCGAUUAUAGUAACCAAAUUGAAAAUAUCAGUAUCACAAGAUCUUAUUCUUGUCACCUCAAGAAUCUUGACAUAGACAAACAUCAUUGCCAAUUGCACAGUCCCAACUUCUAAGAAAUGCAUCAGGGCAAAAGCCAAUAUAUAGUAGCCCUAUCCUCCCAAUUGCUACACCAUGGAUCCACUUGCUUAGUAUCACAGGAGUCUAUGUAACAUUGUAUAGUACAUCUUUAGAAACACUGCAGAAUACAAUGCUGAUUUGAUGAUAGUAUAGAAUCGUCUUAUCAACGCCAUCAAUUUGUUGCUUUAUCAUUCCUUGAAAAUGAAAUCCUUUGUCAGCUGGAGCAUGCACUAUACUAGCUCAUAGCUUGUUGAAUCAGAGUAUUUUGAUUCUUAUAUUGAGCUGGCCUCUAGCUGGUAACUAUCUGUCCCAAUUACUCACACUUUAGUUCCUCUCGCUGUACCACUCGUUCAUCUAGCAAUUGCAGCCUUGGGGACUGAACUUAAAUGUUACCAUAAUCUGAAUGACCAGUUCUCUAUAGAUGGCAAGGGUGUGUUACGUGAUGGUCUCGAGGUUGCCAUCAGGAAACAAGCAAACGCACGUCCUAAUCGAUAUGACGAGAUGCCUGAAAUGCGUCGUUUGAUUCAUCUCUGCUCAAUGCUUGAACACAAAAAUAUAGUUAAGCUACUGGGAUAUUGCCAUGAAAACAGGGGAUUUGAUACGUCCAAUGAAUUUCUGUUGCUGGUAGAAGAAUAUAUGGUCAAUGGAAACUUAAGCAACUUUAUCUAUGGGGAGCAGCUUGAUUGGUCCUCCCGAUUCCGAAUAAUUCAAGGGAUAACUCAGGGAAUUAUUUACCUUCACACACACUCUGGGAAACCUACUAUAGUCCAUCUGGACCUGAAACCAGACAACAUCCUCCUGGAUUUAGACAUGAACCCUAAAAUUGGUGAUUUUGGACUAGCUAAAGUAUUAAAAGAUGAUGUGGUCAAUGCAAGCGUUCGUGGAACAUUGGGCUAUAUGCCACCAGAAUAUAUUGUUGAAGGUGUUAUCUCAGUAAAGAAUGAUGUCUACGGUUUUGGCGUAACACUGCUUCAGACCAUUAGUGGAAUGAGCUAUUCUGGAAGAGAUGCUCGUCAUCAAGCUUCCAUUGAGUGGGCAUGGAACGUACGUCUAUCUGGAGGUAUACACAAGCUAUUCGAUCCAUCACUGUGUGACGAGUCUCAACUGAAGGAGAUCAAAAGAUGCAUGGAGAUUGGACUGCUCUGUACCCAGAACAAACCGUCAGACAGGCCAACAAUGCCUGAUGUUCUUGAAAUGCUACAGGGCAAGAAGAAGGUACCGACCCCCAAGCAACCAGGCUACAUCAAAAGAGUACGGGCUGCAGGACGUCACAAACAAGUGUAGGCAGAAACCGUCAUGGCGUCUCCAAUCACCACGUACUCAAUGCUUGGUUUUUGUUUUUAAUUUUCAACAAUGGAAAACUGUUUUACAUCUUGCAAAUUAAUCUGGAUCUGCUUGAUUUUGUUACAACAUCAAACACUUGGAACUGUGAUUUUUGUGAGCUCGGUUAUAUAUAUAUAUGGGCAUGAUAUAUAACUGCCUUGGUGCAAA
This is a messenger RNA of Oryza sativa Japonica Group (Japanese rice), 3644 nucleotides long. RefSeq names its product cysteine-rich receptor-like protein kinase 43. Gene Ontology annotation, molecular function: protein serine/threonine kinase activity; ATP binding. Gene Ontology annotation, biological process: protein phosphorylation. Lineage: Eukaryota; Viridiplantae; Streptophyta; Magnoliopsida; Poales; Poaceae. The record is from RefSeq and is a predicted model, not a curated record.